Molecule: messenger RNA, 441 nt
Organism: Mesorhabditis belari
Lineage: Eukaryota; Metazoa; Nematoda; Chromadorea; Rhabditida; Rhabditidae
Source: the annotation of a GenBank genome assembly
AUGACUCACGAGAUGAAUAUGGUUGAGGAGGGCUUCAGUGAAGAUGAAGAAGCGGUGUUGUUGGAAAGCAAUGAAGAGCAAUACAUACCGCAAGAUGUCAUCAACAAUUUGCCGACUUUGAUUUCCCAGUAUAGAACUGCGCAAGCGGCUUUGCCACAAAAUCAGCAACCAUCUCAGCUGAGGACGAGCAGUGUGGUGAUCCCAGAGCCUGACGAUUCUUCCAGGAAAAGAAUCCCAGGAAAAGACGUGAACCGGAAAGGACCGCUUGCUGAAUCGGUUGUCAUGCGUCUAUCCGAAGGCCUCUUGCGAUCCGGAAGAACAAUCGUCACCAAUAAUUUCUACACGAAGCCAGACUUGUGCAAAGACUUUACAAUUUCCAUACCAGUGAAUGUUGAAAGGAUUCUGUUGAAAGCUUUCAGAGACAAGGCCAAAGAGGCAAAA